Molecule: messenger RNA, 2362 nt
Organism: Astyanax mexicanus (Mexican tetra)
Lineage: Eukaryota; Metazoa; Chordata; Actinopteri; Characiformes; Acestrorhamphidae
Gene: stx3b
Product: syntaxin 3b
Exons: 10
Coding region: 442-1299 (285 amino acids)
Biological process (GO): intracellular protein transport; synaptic vesicle fusion to presynaptic active zone membrane; exocytic insertion of neurotransmitter receptor to postsynaptic membrane
Cellular component (GO): plasma membrane; SNARE complex; synaptic vesicle
Molecular function (GO): SNAP receptor activity; SNARE binding
Source: RefSeq, a predicted model, not a curated record
AGGUAGACCGUGUAAAGCAGGGCGUGUCUAUCUCUGUUACCAUGAAGUGAAGGAGAGAGAGGGAGCAUGCGUGAACAGAGAGCGAGCGAGAGAGAGAGAGUCUGCGUUUUAGAAUGAUUACAGGACUCAGAGGGAGAGAGAGAGAGAUUAAGCGUACACAACUGUUGUCUUAAUCCUCUGAGCGGAUAGAUAGAUUUAGAGGAAAAAAACUGGGGGUUUGGAGCAGAGCAGCCAUAUUUUAUGGCCCGCUGGUGGAGCGAGGGGACCUGGAGCAGCCGGAGGCGAAGCUGAGGAGAGAGUGAGAAAGAGAGAGAGGGGGAAACUUUGGGCAGCUGGCUCCUUUAGCCAGCUUAAAACUCCUGUCCGCCACAUUCCAGCUGAAUAUCUGUCAAAAAAACAUUUUAAUCGAGGUGUCAGAGCGCUUUAACCUCAGAACCAGCGAUGAAGGACCGAUUGGAGCAGCUGAAGGCGACAUGCGAUCAAGAUGAUGACGAAGUUGAGAUCGCUGUGGACAAUGCAGCGUUUAUGGAUGAGUUCUUUUCCCAGAUUGAAGAUAUCAGAAACAGCAUUGACAAGAUUGAUGAAAACGUGGCUGAAGUGAAGAAACUCUACUCAGUUAUUUUGUCUGCACCAACGUCUGAUCAAAAAACACAAGAUGAGCUGGAGUCACUUACCAAUGACAUCAAGAAGAUGGCCAAUAAUGCCAGAAACAAGCUGAAGACUAUCGAGAGGAAUCUUGAGUCAGAUGAAGAGGAGAGAGUGUCAGCAGACAUGAGGAUACGCAAAUCACAGCAUGCUGUUCUCUCCAGGAAGUUUGUGGAUGUGAUGACGAAAUAUAAUGAAGCUCAGAUGGACUUCAGAGAGAAGAGCAAAGGACGCAUCCAGAGACAGUUAGAGAUCACUGGUAAAGCCACUACUGAUGAUGAACUGGAAGAGAUGCUUGAGGGAGGAAAUGCAGCUGUCUUCACUGCUGGGAUUAUAGAUUCAGGGAUAUCUAAGCAGGCACUAAGCGAGAUCGAAUCCCGACACAAAGACAUUGUACGACUGGAGAGCAGCAUAAAGGAGCUUCAUGACAUGUUUGUGGACAUCGCCAUGCUUGUAGAGAGCCAGGGUGGCAUGAUUGACAGAAUUGAGAGCAACAUGGACCAAUCAGUGGGCUUUGUGGAGAGGGCAGUGGCCGACACUAAAAAAGCCGCCAAAUUUCAACAGGAGGCGCGGCGCAAAAUGAUCAUACUGGGUGUGGUCAUUCUUGUGGUUGUGAUCAUCAUCAUUAUCAUCAUCCUCACACAGACGCUCUGAGGCCACACCCCUGUGUGUCACCACACCCACUCCAUUCAUCUGUCCAUUGCUGGCCUCCCAGCCCUGCCUCACUCUUAAGUGGAGAGACAAACAGACACAAGACAACCAACACCCCUCCCCCAUCCAUCAGUGGCUCCACCCUCCUCUCCCUCUACAGGCUGAUGGAUGGCAGCUCCAGUGGCUUUCAGAAAUUGUGCUUUUAAUCAGAUAGAGCACUUGCUGCAGGGGAAUUACAAAGGGAAUGCAAUAUGUUUUCAUAAAUGAAUGGGAUCAAAACAAAGAAUAAGGGAUUUUUUUCGUUCAUGAGUGGUCAUGUGACCAAUAAUAAGGCCUUUACUUUUUGCCUUAUUAUAUAUUUUUUAUUUUAGUGUUCUGUAAAAACAACAUACACUAAAGACUUUACCAGCUGCUGGUGGAUUUUGCAAGUGCACCUACUGUAUAACUUAUUCUGUUAUUAUUUUAUUUAAACCCAUAAUUCAUUUCAUCCCCCAACACAUUUCCAUGUGCCAUAUAGUUACAAAAACAGACCUAUCAUUUCAUAUACACCCUUUCAUUUUACUGUAUGAAGUCUACAGAGUCUGUGAAUCUGCGGAGGAUGACCUGAGUGAUUUUAUGACUGUUUUACGGUGCUUUCAGUUCUAAUGAAACACUGAAUUUGGGCAGUUUAGGCCUUUUUUAGUGCCUUUUCACAUUUCAUUUGGAAUGAGUACCACAGAACUUUGGUAACUAGUUGUGAAUUUCAUGUUUUCUAUGAUCAAAUAGCACAAUUUUACAUUUUUAAAAUUACAUUUCAUUUAUAAAACAAUCAAGUGAAAUUUUUGCAAAUGUACUCAUGUUUUUGAAGGCAAUCAAUGUGAAAUAGUUGUUCAAUUAUAACAAGCUGCAAAGAAAUUCUGGUUGUUUGUCCAAAUGUUAAUGUCUUAUUAAUGCUCUUUGAUGAAGACCCACAACUAAGACUGAUGAAGCAUAAAUAGUUUAUUUUUGAAUAUUUAAAAAAAUAAAUUUACUCCUGCCUCUGAACUUUCAUUGUCAUUUAAGGAAUAAAUAAUGUAUUUUUGAAGAA